GCAUCAAAAGAUGUUGCUGAUAGGCUAUUAAAUCACACUGCGGACACUGCAUAAUGGUUCAUCACUAGUACUACGUCGCUUCUAACUUUCAGAGAUAUCAGUUAUUAUGCACAAGACAUUGCGGAAAUCUGUCGCACAGAUAGAUAUCAGGCUCAGAAUAAAGAUACUGUGUCACUCAAUGGGAGAAACAGUAGUGAUUGGCAGUGAUGUAUUUUGUGCCAAAUAUAGUUUUAGUAUUGGGGAAACGCAAAAGCUAGGAUCAUUGAAAUGCUCAGAGUCUUGGCUCGGCACAUACUACGAUGAGCAUAUAUCCACUUUUGAACAUUUACAUCAACUUGUAAAAGAGCAUUGUGUGUAUAAAGGUACAAAAACCAUAUAUAGCACUAUAUUCUAUGGCAUUUCCUUGAAGAAUCUGGUUUAGCCUUCGUGAUAAGCUCAGCUAUAAAUUGCUCUCCAAAGCCUAUGCUUACAACUGAGGCUGAUGUGGUCCUCGAACGCAUGCGUCUACAGACAGGUCAUAGCAGUGAAAAGAUGGUGCUCAAAUCAGCAAACAUAUCCUGAAAACAUU
Molecule: messenger RNA, 568 nt
Organism: Trichoderma harzianum CBS 226.95
Lineage: Eukaryota; Fungi; Ascomycota; Sordariomycetes; Hypocreales; Hypocreaceae
Exons: 1
Coding region: 107-421 (104 amino acids)
Source: RefSeq, a predicted model, not a curated record